AAAUUGGUAAUCGAAUCAGUUGGGUGAUGAAAGAAUGAAACUUAAUCAACUUCCUGAAGUACAUGGGGAGGACAUCUGGGGAAGAGAUACGUUAUCUUGGUUUCAAAUUCUUUCCUGAUUUUUGACCCAAUAAGGCAAAUUUAGUUCCCAAAAAACAUUCAAGGCCAAACAAUAUCACCAAGAUCCAAAAAACUUCAGUCGGAAACACAAUGGUACACAAAGCUUUAACCAAGGACAAGUUUCUCAAAAUCAUCCAGAAACAUGAAUCUACCCAGGACGUGAAGCUCAUCAAGAUGGAUUUGAAAUCUGGGGCUGAAAAGGGCCAGAAUUACUCUGGCCUGGUGGUGGCUUGCCAUUUAGAGGCCGAAGUCAAAGGCCAAUCCAAGACGUACAAUUGGAUGGCCAAGGUUCCCAUUGACGAUCCAAGUAGAUUUGAUUGGCUUCGAGGUUUUUUAUGCGCAAAAAGAGAGUUCAUGUUCUAUGACAACCUUUCCCCAGCAUUGAAAGAUUUCAUCGCCCGUCAAGGCGCCAAUAUCCAGUUGGACUUUUGUCCCUUCAUUUAUGGAGACUACAAAGAGGAAGCUACCAAAGAAGAAUGUGCGUUUGGUUCCAUGAUCAUAAUGGAGCAUCUGGGUCAUAUGGGUUACAAGGAACCAGUCAAUAAGAAAUUGGGGCUUGAUCUGGCCCAUUUAAAACUAGUGAUGAAAUCAUUGGCUAAUUUCCAUGCAGCCACCCAUGCCUUCUAUAAGAGCAAACAUGGUAGCCUUGAUAACAUGGUGGAAAAGGAGCCUGUUCAAGCCAGAGAUUACUUCAUGGCAAAUCCAAAAGAGAGCCUGUCUGAGCAAAUGAGCAUGUUCAAUGAUGGGUUGGUUGAUGGCUUUCUAACUGUAUUAGCGAACUCUGAUCCCAAUGGCGAGAAAUUUGUCCAAUCCUAUCAGCGUUAUUCCAAAGACAAGAUGGAUCCCAUCAAACUAAGGGAUCAAUUAUCCAGACCUGAUGCUUGUCGAUUCAACGUCCUCUGUCAUGGCGACCCUUGGUUUAACAACAUGCUUUUCAAGUAUGAGGAUGGAAUUCCAACCAGCAUGUGUUGGGUUGACUUUGAAUUAACCAAAUGGGCCUCACCCACCAUUGACAUUGCCUCCGUUUUGUACUUGUCAGCUACGCCCGAGAUUCGAAAGGCGCAUGAAAAUGAAAUUUUAGAGUUCUACCACCAAUCACUCAUUGAUGCUCUGAAAGAGUUGGGAGAUGACCCAUCUGUUAUAAGCUUAAGUGAAUUGAAAUCCGAUUACAAGAAAUGCUCCUUCUUCGGCUUUAUGAUGUCCUUGUGGUUUCUUCCUUGGAUGUUGGCCAAGCCAGAAGAUGCUAUGGGUUCGGAUGAAUUCACAGGCGAUUUCUCUGAUCCCAAGGUUGUCGAGGCCUUCAAUAAGAGGAAUCGGGAGCGAACGAAGAUUAUGAUGAAGAACGAACCUCGUAUUGGAUACUCCAUUGCCAGUGGGUUUUUGGAAAUGGUUGACAACGGAUACUUUACUCUUUAUUUGCAAAGGUACAUUCAAGAACAAAAUCCACAAAUUUUCGUCGUCAAAAACACAAUGGAACACAAAUCUUUAACGAAGGAAAAGUUUCUCAAAAUAAUCCAGGAGCAUGAAUCUACCCAGGAUGUGAAGCUUAUCAAGAUGGAUUUGAAACCCGGAGCUGAAAAGGGCCAAAAUUACUCUGGCCUGGUGGUGGCUUGCCAUUUAGAGGCCGAAGUCAAAGGCCAAUCCAAGACCUACAACUGGAUGGCCAAGGUUCCCAUCGAUGAUCCGGAUAAGUUUGACUGGCUUCGAGGAACUUUAUUUGAAAAGAAAGAGCUCAUGUUCUAUGACAAUCUUGUCCCAGCUUUGAACGAUUUCAUCGCUAGUCGCGGCUCCAAUAUACAGUUGGACUUUUGUCCCUUUAUUUAUGGAGACUACAAAGAGGAUGCUACCAAAGAAGAAUGUGCGUUUGGUUCCAUGAUCAUAAUGGAGCAUCUGGGUCACAUGGGUUACAAGGAACCGGCCAAUAAGAAAUUGGGGCUUGAUCUGGCCCAUUUAAAACUAGUGAUGAAAUCAUUGGCUAAUUUCCAUGCAGCCACCCAUGCCUUCUAUAAGAGCAAACAUGGUAGCCUUGAUAACAUGGUGGAAAAGGAGCCUGUUCAAGCCAGAGAUUACUUCAUGGCAAAUCCAAAAGAGAGCCUGUCUGAGCAAAUGAGCAUGUUCAAUGAUGGGUUGGUUGAUGGCUUUCUAACUGUCUUAGCGAACUCUGAUCCCAAUGGUGAGCAAUUUGUCCAAUCCUAUCAGCGUUAUUCCAAAGACAAGAUGGAUCCCAUCAAACUAAGGGAUCAAUUAUCCAGACCUGAUGCUUGUCGAUUCAACGUCCUCUGUCAUGGCGACCCUUGGUUUAACAAUAUGCUUUUCAAGUAUGAGAAUGGCACUCCGGUUGGCCUUUGUUGGGUGGAUUUAGCCAUGACCAAAUGGGCCUCACCCACCAUUGACAUUUCUUACGUUUUGUACUUGUCAGUCACGCCCGAGAUUCGAAAGGCCCAUGAGGAUGAAGUCUUGGAGUUCUACCACCAGUCACUUAUUAGCGCUCUCAGAGAAUUGGGAGAGGAUUCUUCCGUAAUAACUCUCAGUGAGUUGAAAUCUGAUUACAAGAAAUGUUACUUCUUCGGGUUCAUGAUGUCUUUGUGGUUCCUUCCUUCGAUGUUGGCCAAGCCAGAGGAUGCAUUGGGAGCGGAUGAAAUUACUGGAGAUUUCUCUGAUCCCAAGGUCGUCGAGGCCUUCAAUAAAAUGAGUCAAGAGCGGACCAAGAUAAUGAUGAAGAACGAGCCUCGUAUUGGCUAUUGCAUCGCCAAUGGAUUUUUAGAAAUGGUUGACAACGGAUAUUUUACGCUCUAAGGCUCCAUUUGAUUGAAUUUGGUUUUUGCUAACCCUAAGCAGCUUUUGGUUAGAAUGGCCAGAUCCUAAAGUCCAUUGAUCUUUGGUCAAGUUGACGCUAAUUAAGUAUGCAUUUUCAUUCCUUUGUCUCAAAGUUUCAUUUUUUUCUCUCCCCAUACAUGUGUUUUCUUUUUCAAAUCAUACUUCCCUCGGACAGGCACGAAUUCACCACCACGAACCUCAAAAGGUUAACAGUUUAAAAUGGGCAUUGAAUUUAUAGAAAGCAAAUUUAGUCAUCUAAAAACACCAUAAACCAAGGCCAUUGUAUCUAAAUCUUUGAUAUCAUUACCAUUUCCUAACGCCCACCAUUGCACAACCCCUGUGCAAUUAUUGAUUCUUACGUUAUUAAUUUUACAAUCUGAGCCUUAGAGUACGCUUGUCAUUGUGUUAUGAGCACGCUCCAUUCCAAAAUGGUGUCCAUCCGACCCAUCGGUUUCUACCAACUUCCAAUUCGUUUCAGUUGCUCUAUCAAAAUCGUUUGUUCAAUCAAAAUGUAGCAGAAAAAACAGGUUUUGAACGGUUUUUCAAUACAAGAAGCCACAAGUGUAUUUGGUAAUCAGGCGUGGUUCUUCCUCACUCAGUUCGCUUUCUUUUCGCUUGAGAGUUCAGGCUUUGUAACAUUUGACCUUUCGUAAGAAAUAUAUCCCCUAUCGACAA
Tigriopus californicus is the source of this 3611-nucleotide messenger RNA. RefSeq lists its product as uncharacterized. Bases 210 to 2915 code for a protein of 901 amino acids. NCBI's taxonomy places the organism in Eukaryota, Metazoa, Arthropoda, Copepoda, Harpacticoida, Harpacticidae. The record is from RefSeq and is a predicted model, not a curated record. The transcript is spliced from 6 exons.